Molecule: messenger RNA, 1300 nt
Organism: Durusdinium trenchii
Lineage: Eukaryota; Dinophyceae; Suessiales; Symbiodiniaceae
Source: the annotation of a GenBank genome assembly
AGCGUGUGGCUCGGGGCGACUUGGGGCAACACCCCAGCGCUGAGACUUGCGCGGUGCCUGGACGUCCGGAGGGUCGCGAUGGUGCGGGGCCUUCUGCGAAGGUCGAGGCUUUGGCCUGCGGUUUUGGCUGUGGUCACGGCCACGCUGCCUUUGUUGCGAAAGGUUCCUCUGGGUUCGUUCGUCCUGGCGCCGGUUUCUGCAGCGCAGGCCGGCCAUGCCAACAGCAGACACUCGAUGCUUGAUGGGUACACCGGUAGGAUAACUGGGUCGAUGGCCUUGGGUUUCAGGUCCAAAGGUGCUGUUUGGGGACAAGUCGCGGCUGGCAAAGGCUUGGGGCGGAGUAGAGGUCAUCGCGUACCUUUCCUAUGGCGUGGCCAAAGCGGCUCCUCUGGUGCUGGACGGCCUGGGUUUCAGCAUGGAAGAGCAGCUGGUGCGCAGGAUAGCGCUGGUGAAAGCAUUGGUGAGGUGCCCGGUGACAGGUCACAGCUGGUGCAGGCUUGGGGAGUAGUAGGGGUCGUCGCGUACCUUUCCUAUGGCGUGGCCAAAGUGGUUCCCAUUGUCCUGGACGGCCUGGGUGCCAUCACGGAGCCAUGGCAGUGGGGUUUGCUUGCAGUGACCCUGCUUUUCUUCGCCUACGUUGAGGGCUACAGAGGCUUCCAGCUUGGUUUCUCUCCACGCGUGGUCAGCCGCGCUUGGGUGGUCUCCGAGGAAGCUGAAUAUGCUCCAGUUUGGCACAAGGUCUUGGCACCUGCCUUUUGUAUCGGUUACUUCCACGGCAGCAAGAAGCGGGUGAUCACAAGUUGGGCAGUCACUACAGUGAUUUUCCUGGUGGUCAUAGGUGUCAGGCAAUUGGAUAACCCUUAUCGGGCUAUCAUCGAUGCCGGUGUGAUCGUGGGCUUGAUGUGGGGUAUCCUCUCGAUCAUCGUGAUCUACUUGGCCUCCUUGCAAAGCCAGAAGCCUCCAGAGUUUGAUCCCGCACUACCUGAUGAAACACCGUACACCCGGCUGAACUGAUGGAAGCUGAUCAGAGAUCUUGAGUCAGGACUGCAAAUCGACAUAAAUCAGCAUGACACAGCGCAUGAGCUAUUCCAAGCUGGAGGAUUCGACACAGAUAGCAACUUCCUGCUAACUUCACAACUUUGGUUUGAUGUGAUCGAUCCCUGAGGGCUUUACUGCGGCGAUUUCAAAUCCGCGAUCAAACUUCAGAACCGAGUUCCAUAUAUCCAAAUUACGUGGAAAACAAAUUAUACUUUAAUUACUAUAUAACGUGGAAAACAAAUUAUACUUUAAUUACUAUAUA